AGGCCUCCCACCGCGCCUGCGCUGAGGAUGGACACCAGCUCGCCUUUCCCCGACGCCCAGCCGUCCGGGCCGGGGUGAAAAACUGCGUGACACGCAGUGAGCGUGGCGGCCAUUUUCGUCUUCUGGGCACGUCAGCUGAGCCGGUUAGGGCUGAAGAGGAGCGUUGCGCAAGCGCACCCAAGACAGUCACAGGUAACUCCCAUCUGACGAGCGAGGCGUCGCCGUCGUCGCCGGAAGUUUGGUGUUUGCGCCGCAGGGGAGGCGGCGGCCGCAGCAGUAGCAGCUGAGUGUCUUCUGAUACCCGGAUGUGAGGCGAUCCGCUGGCUCUAGUCUGACCCUCCGCCAGGCGAAAGGAAGAUUGUCUUUGGCUAUAGAGUUUUUUUUUUUUAAGAUUAAACAUACAGGAAGUGAUAAGAAGUAUCAUUCAUUAGAAGCAUCAUCCAUCAAUCAACUUGAAGGAAAAGGUGAUAUACUAUUUCUUUAAGGUGCUGUGUGAUGUGUUAAGAGCAUAUUAUAAGGAAUGGUUUUGUCUAAUUUUCAUGAGUUAUGGUGGCUGAGACAUCGAGUCUAUGUUGUGGGGCAAAAACUAAAUGGCAGCACAAAAGGAAAUCUAUGUUAAUAGAAUAUUUUAUUGAACAAAGGAGGUUAGGUAAGAACUGCAAACCAACAGACUCAGCAAACAAGGAAAGAAACGUGUUAGCCAUAAGACAUGUUUCAAGUGAAUCGAAGUCCAGUAACUGUAGACUUCAGAAGAAAAAAGUUUUCAAAAAUUUUAUCAAAACAGGUCACUGAUAAAUAACUCCUCCAGUAAUAGGGCUAGGCCUGAAACCAAAAUUAAUUUAAAAAUUAACAAGACAGAUCGAACCUGAAUUAAUUUUCUUUUCAUAAAAAAACUUGUUAAAAAUAAUCAAAUUAAAUUUUCCUCAAAUUUUUAUUACCUUGUCCAAAGUAAAGCAAGUAUCUUUUAGCAUUCAUGCCAGCUUUUCUCAUGUUCUAGGAAUGACAGAAACCUUACUUGAAGCAAACUAGUAUUUUUGUUGAAAAUGUGUAUCAGCAUCAGUUAAAGUUGAUUUUUCAGACCUGCUCCUCAGUAAUAAUACUAGCGUGAAUCAGCAUUCACGCCUACCAGGACACAAAAAUCCUCUUCAAAAUUACUCAGAAAAGAAAGUCAUUGCUCAGGAAUGAUGUCCAUUCAGGAGAAAUCAAAAGAGAAUUCCUCCAAAGUUACUAAAAAAAGUGAAGAUAAGAAUUCAGAAACAGAAAUUCAGGAUUCUCAAAAGAAUCUAGCAAAAAAAUCAGGUCCAAAGGAGACUACAAAAUCACAGGCUAAAUCUUCCAGUGAAAGUAAAAUAAAUCAGCCAGAGUUGGAAACACGCAUGAGUACAAGGUCAUCAAAGGCAGCGUUUAGUGAUAAAGCUACCAAAUCCGUUAAUAAAAAUACAGUGACUGUGAGGGGACAUUCACAAGAAUCUACGAAAAAGAAAUUAUCUCAGAAAAAAUUCGUACAUGAAAACCCUAAAGCAAACGAACAACCUAACCGGAGAUCACAAAGGCUACAACAAUUAACAGAGGUUUCAAGAAGGUCUUUACGCAGUAGAGAAAUUCAGGGUCAAGUUCAAGCAGUUAAACAGAGUUUGCCACCAACUAAAAAAGAGCAGUGUAGCAGUACUCAGAGUAAAUCUAGUAAAACAAGUCAGAAACAUGUAAAGAGAAAAGUACUGGAAGUAAAAUCUGACUCUAAAGAAGAUGAAAAUCUAGUAAGUAAUGAAGUAAUAGAUUCCCCCAAAGGGAAAAAACGCAAGGUAGAACAUCUGACAGCUUGUGCUUGUAGUUCUCAGUGUGUACAAGGAUCUGAAAAGUGUCCUCAGAAGAAUCCUAGAAAAGCGGAAGCGAAACCUGUGCCUGUAACUUCUGAGGUGAAAAGAUCAAAAAUGGCUGCUUCAGUGGUCUCGAAAAAGAAUGAGAUAAAGAAGUCGGUUCAUACACAAGUGAAUACUAACACAACACUCCCAAAAAGUCCACAGCCAUCAGUGCCUCAACAAAGUGAUAAUGACCUGGAGCAAGCAGGAAAGAGCAAACGAGGUAGUAUUCUCCAGCUCUGUGAAGAAAUUGCUGGUGAAAUUGAGUCAGAUAAUGUAGAGGUGAAAAAGGAAUCUUCACAAAUGGAAAGUGUAAAGGAAGAAAAGCCCACAGAAAUAAAAUUGGAAGAGACCAAUGUUGAAAGACAAAUACUUCAUCAGAAGGAAACAAAUCAGGAUGUGCAAUGUAAUCGUUUUUUCCCAAGUAGAAAAACAAAGCCUGUGAAAUGUAUACUAAAUGGAAUAAGUAGUUCAGCCAAGAAGAACUCCAACUGGACUAAAAUUAAACUCUCAAAAUUUAACUCUGUGCAGCACAAUAAGUUGGACUCUCAAGUUUCCCCUAAAUUAGGCUUAUUACGAACCAGUUUUUCACCACCAGCUUUAGAAAUGCAUCAUCAAGUGACUCAAAGUACAUUUUUAGGGACAAAGCCACAUGAUGGAAAUAUAACUUGCCAGCAGGAAGAAAUGAAAGAAACCAAUUCUCAAGAAGUGAAAAUUAAUGAUAUUACAGUAGAAAUUAAUAAAACCACAGAAAGGGCUCCUGAAAAUUGUCAUUUGGCUAAUGAGAUAAAACCUUCUGACCCAUCAUUGGAUAAUCAGAUGAAACAUUCUUUUGAUUCAGCAUCAAAUAAGUUGAAAUUUAUCAGUUUUGUGGAGACUCCACGAAAUCAUUCUUUGCCUAAGUGUAAUUCCCAUUUGGAGAUAACAAUUCCAAAGGACUUGAAACUAAAAGAAGCAGGGAAAACUGAUGAAAAACAGUUGAUUAUAGAUGCAGGACAAAAAAGAUUUGGAGCAGUUUCUUGUAAUGUUUGUGGAAUGCUGUAUACAGCUUCAAAUCCAGAAGAUGAAACACAGCAUCUGCUUUUCCACAAUCAGUUUAUAAGUGCUGUAAAAUAUGUGGGCUGGAAGAAAGAAAGAAUUCUGGCUGAAUACCCUGAUGGCAGGAUAAUAAUGGUUCUUCCUGAAGACCCAAAGUAUGCCCUGAAAAAGGUUGACGAGAUUAGAGAGAUGGUUGACAAUGAUUUAGGUUUUCAACAGGCUCCACUAAUGUGCUAUUCCAGAACUAAAACACUUCUCUUCAUUUCCAAUGACAAAAAAGUAGUUGGGUGCCUAAUUGCGGAACAUAUCCAAUGGGGCUACAGAGUUAUAGAAGACAAACUUCCAGUUAUCAGGUCAGAAGAAGAAAAAGUCAGAUUUGAAAGGCAGAAAGCCUGGUGCUGCUCAACAUUACCAGAGCCUGCAAUCUGUGGGAUCAGUCGAAUAUGGGUAUUCAGCAUGAUGCGUCGGAAGAAAAUUGCUUCUCGCAUGAUUGAAUGCCUAAGGAGUAACUUUAUAUAUGGCUCAUACUUGAGCAAAGAAGAAAUUGCUUUCUCAGAUCCCACUCCUGAUGGAAAGCUGUUUGCAACACAGUACUGUGGCACUGGUCAGUUUCUGGUAUAUAAUUUUAUUAAUGGACAGAAUAGCACGUAAAACAAAUUCUUGCCUACACCACUAGAAGACAUCUGUUGAAGAGAAUGGAUUGGUUGCUGACUUUAACCAGGAACUAGGGCCAUUUUUAUUACGAUGAACUCAGGACUGGCAACAACCAUAUGGUUGUUCCAUUUUCAUAAAAUUGGAAACAAUGCAGUAAUAGCUUAUUGUUUUGUUUUUUAAAAAAGAUAUUUUAUUAUCUUUUACAGAAAUUUAUGAUUGAUGUAUUUUAUCUAUAGUUAUUUAGACAUGUUUACAUGCAGCAGAUAAUUGUUCAUAGUGGACUGAAAACUAAUGCAAGGACUAUGGUCUCAGUGAUAAGUAUAUUUUGAAGUUCUUAAUAUGGAAAUAUACCAGUGUAGCUUGGUACUGUAUUUUUUUGUAUUGAUCUGCUGAUACCAGUGAUAGGUUUAAGGAUUGUAUUUUUACAGAGUGGAAACUCAUUUUUUUUACUUAUUGUUCAAGGAGGGUGCAAUAUUAAGUGUUUUGGAAUUUGAAGCUAAUUUUUAAAAGGCCUGAACUGUACUUUGAAGAAACCCCGAUAGAAAAGGAAAGCUCCAGCUAAACAGGAAGAAUCAGAAUAUUGAGCUUUUUUUCCUGAUUUUUCUUUUUCCUAUCUUUGAUGGAAGGAGGAAGUAGAAAGUGGUAAAGAAUUGAGGCUUUCCUUCUUGGAGAGGUGUAAAUGACCAGCAUUAGGAAAGGUACCCUCCUAGAUUCAUAUUCUUUCAUUCUGGUUUCACUUUUAAAAAUGAAUGGCAACUUGGCACACCUAGGCUGUUAACAAAUCUCAAAGAGGUUUAUAAAAACCUAUAGAAUACUUGGAAGCAAAGUAUGGAUGACUCGGUAUCUGCUUUGUUAUUCCUCAGAAAUACUGCACUGAGUAUAUGCCCUCAUUACUGGACUUCAUUUUGAUACUUGUCUAUCCUUCAUAGUGCCCUCUACUUUUAAAGGGUUUAUAUGUUGAAAAACUGCUGUGGCCUUUUAUGACCUGUAUAUAAUGUAGAAUAAAAAUAAUAAAAUACUUGAUAGCUUUUUCUAAGUGACCAGUGUACUAACUGAGA
Messenger RNA from Piliocolobus tephrosceles (Ugandan red Colobus), 4609 nucleotides. RefSeq names its product establishment of sister chromatid cohesion N-acetyltransferase 1 (gene ESCO1). The coding region runs from base 1182 to 3548 and encodes 788 amino acids. The transcript is spliced from 11 exons. Gene Ontology annotation, cellular component: nucleus; chromatin. The record is from RefSeq and is a predicted model, not a curated record. Gene Ontology annotation, biological process: mitotic sister chromatid cohesion. Gene Ontology annotation, molecular function: protein-lysine-acetyltransferase activity. Lineage: Eukaryota; Metazoa; Chordata; Mammalia; Primates; Cercopithecidae.